Orycteropus afer afer is the source of this 598-nucleotide messenger RNA. RefSeq names its product neuroglobin (gene NGB). NCBI's taxonomy places the organism in Eukaryota, Metazoa, Chordata, Mammalia, Tubulidentata, Orycteropodidae. The record is from RefSeq and is a predicted model, not a curated record. Gene Ontology annotation, molecular function: heme binding; oxygen binding.
GCGGAGAUGGUGCUGCACGUGCAUUGACGGCGCCCGCGCCCCGAGGGUCCCAGCCGUGCGCCCCGCGUCCCCGGCGAGCAUGCAGCACCCCGAGCCCGAGCUGAUCCGGCAGAGCUGGCGGGUGGUGAACCGCAGCCCACUGGAACACGGCACUGUGCUGUUCGCCAGGCUGUUUGACCUGGAGCCAGACCUGCUGCCCCUCUUCCAGUACAACUGCCGCCAGUUCUCCAGUGUGGAGGACUGCCUCUCUUCCCCAGAGUUCCUGGACCACAUCCGUAAGGUGAUGCUCGUGAUUGAUGCUGCAGUGACCAACGUGGAGGACCUGUCCUCGCUGGAGGAGUAUCUAGCUGGCCUGGGCAGGAAGCACCGGGUGGUGGGGGUGAAGCUCAGCUCCUUCUCGACAGUGGGUGAGUCCCUGCUCUACAUGCUGGAGAAGUGCCUGGGUCCCGCCUUCACGCCGGCCACGCGGGCUGCCUGGAGCCAGCUCUACGGGGCCGUGGUACAGGCCAUGAGUCGAGGCUGGGACGGCGAGUAAGAGGUGGUCCUGUCCAGUGGUCCCUAUCUUGACAGCUGUCAGCAUGUCUGUCUGUCAGCGUGU